GCCCGGCGUGCGACGGGCUCGGCCCCGCCCUGGUGUUGCCCCUUGGCUUGUCCCCAUCCCCCACUGGGCCCUGGCACCAGCCUGUGCCUCUCCCUGCCGCCCGGGUUGGAGGUGCCCAUCCUUGCCCCGAGCCGCAGGGUGCGUCCUGCCUGCAGCACUUGGCCCAGGGCAGGUGCCUCUGGGAUGUGUUGUACAGCGCUUGGGAGGAUGGCAGCUCUGGCAAGUGGGCUGGAGAGAAGCAGGUCGAUAGGUCUGGAGGGGAGGAUCCCUGCGGUGGGCUAUGGCUUCGUCCUGCUGUACACACUGGGGUGAAGGAAAGCCGCCCGCUCCGUUGCGGGGGACACCGGACGGCGCCCUGCCAAACAGAAGUGCACGGAGUAACCCCGCUCAACCAGUCGAAACUCAGGAGUCGGGUUCCCAGAGCAGCAUAAAGCGAUGAGACUUUUAACAACGAACGCAGUCAGGAUUUAUUUUAGUAGUACUUUGGUUGUUGAGCCUUUAGGGAGUGCUGAUCAUGUCGAGUGUUUAUCUACAGCACUUAAGAGUACAACGUUAUUUAAAAAAAAAAAAAAGUUUAGAUUCCCACCUUUUUAUAAAGCACCAGGAUAUUGUAAUGCUGAUAUAGCGUGGGAAGUUUUGGCUACGGGAGUUUGUAUGCUAUUGUAAGAACAGACUGGCUUGUACCGUAAAUCAAUUGUUGUUUGCUGCUGGGUGUCCACGGGAUUGCUUGCUGAGUUACGUGUCCUGCAGCUACAGGAGUUUCCGCCUUUGGAACAGGAGGGUGUGAGAACUCAUUCUUCGGCUGCUGUGAAUUGAUGGCAGCGAAUUGGUGGUUGUGGCAGUGAUUCUCAGCUACGGCAUAGGGACACCCAGGGAUCCUUUGAAGGAUGUAGAUGUGAGGAGAUAAACAGGUAAGCACAGGAUCAGGCACAGUCCCUGCUUGGCUGUUCCCCUGGCCUUGCUGCCCAGCCCCUUGGCAAGGAGGUAAAGCACUGUAAUAAAUAAGUUAGCUUUUACAACAGGGUGCUGUUCACAAAAUAUAUGGAGGGGCGCUCUAAAAAGGUUGAGAACCACUAAGUUAUGAUAUAUAGCAGCAGUUCCCAAACUGACAGAUUGCGCACCACCAAUUUAAAAUGAUACAACCUUAAGUACCACCAGCAAAUUUUUGUCAUGUAAAAUAAUUAUAAUAAAUCUGUUAACAUGUACCACUGACAGGUUGUCUGUAGACCACUGGUGGUACGCAUACCACAGAUUGGGAACUGCUGGUAUACAGCAUAUUGAAAUCGUAGUUACUAGGUGGCUAAAGAUCAUUAAACCGCUGUCGCGUGCAAAACUCGAACCGCUUCAGGUAGAUUAGCUCCUUUUGCUGUACAGAAAUGUGAUGUUGAUGAGACUACCUCAAGAAACUAGAACAUUUUUUUCUCAUGCUUACUUUUGAUCAGCCUUUUUAAUUGGUGCCACCCAAUUAAAUAUUAAUGGUUUCAUUAGUUUUUUAAAAAAGGGGCAAUGGAAAUAGACUAGUGUGUGUGGGGGGUAGAUUAAAAAAAAUCUUCAGUAGUGUUUAACAGGAUGCUCUGAUGCUUGUUUGUGUUAAGUGCAGGCGAACGGGACAAUGAAACAGAUGCUCUGCUAUCUGCAACUGAUCAGUUUAGUUUAAUUUUCCAAGUUGAACGACAUGCAAAAGUAAGUAAUAACCCAGAUGGCAAAAAGUAAACUUGCUGUUUGAAAUUAUUUCCAUUUUGUGCCUUGAUCCUGCUCCACUGUGGAUUGGGGCAUUAAUAAUUGAGUGGAUUAUUAGUAACAUAAGUAAAGGCCUUUUUAUGUACAGUUCUUUAAAGAUGCUCUCUGCAUGUUGGAAAAAAACAGUGGAUGUUGUGUGUUUAAUUUGGAUUGCAACAGUCUCGUUAAGGUAAAACAAAGCUUUAUAAAUCAUUUCAUUUGGAGGUAAAUGGAACCUCUGCCCUUAGAGGCAUCUACUGUGUGGUAUUUCACGAGUGAAAACAUUUGUCCUUCUGGUGAAUUUGUAGGAUGAGUCUCCAACUCAGCUCAGAUUUUUGUCCAUUGGUUCUCUUGGGCUCUGGUCCCAAAGAUACAGAGCAAGAAACACCCAGAGAGAGGAAAGCUAACAGUAAGAAUCUCAGUAAACAGUAUAAUAUAGUCUCGCUUGGGAUACUAGAGUAUAUACAAUUCUGAUUUUCAGCUUUGGUUUUCCAUUUUUAUUUGUUUAUUUUUGGAUAUUUUUAAAGCAAGGAACAAAAUCUCAAUCAGUGAAAUUGACUGUCUUCACAGGCCCUGAUAUAACCCAAGGAUAAUGGCACAGUAAACUGUAAUGACCCUAUUGUGUUUAGAUUGAUAUGGAAACUUGAAAUGGUAGAUUAUUUCCAAAAAAGUGAAGUAACUGGUGUUGAGGGUCUCAUACAUCAAGAUGAGACGUAUUUUACAAGUAUUCACAAUUGUUCUUUUUGCUAGAAAUCCUUUUUUCCAAAAGAAACAACUGCUUUUUGCUUUUGCAAAACAAUAAAAAAUAGUUUCUGUAAUUUAUUUAACUUUCAUAGACAUUAGGGCUGGAAGGGACUUUGCGGGAUCAUCAGGUCCAGCCCCCUGGCCCAGGGGCAGGAAGUCAGCUGGGGUCAGAUCACCUUAGCUAGAUAAGCAUCCAAACUUUAAAUCUUUAAACCUCUUGGUUGCUGUAUGCAGAGGAAUAAUAGUUAAAAUAAUUAUGUCUUAAUUGAGAUUGUCCUGUUUCCAGCAUUAACCUGAGUUCUCUGUGCUGAAGUUAACUCCCCUCUACUUAGGAAAGCAGAACUAAAAGUAGUCAUGCAGCAAAACAAACACCUGAGUUGCAAAGUGUGACUGGAUUAAAAGUAAAGUGUUUGCACUAGCCAUCCUGUGUUGUCCUCACAGAAAAGUUGAAUUGCCACUACCAUGAGCUGCAGCCUUGCCUGAGCUUCAUCUAUGCCAGGUAAGGUAACUUGAGUUCAAAGCCCUGGGUAAGAUGAGCUAGACAUCUCUGUGUGUGCAUGGGAGUUGGGCCAGUAAAAACAAGCCUGUUACCCAGUGUUAGCAGCCUUUUGCCCGAAUACAAAAAACAGUAUGAACCCAGCUUCCUAGACAUAGGUACUAUGAAGAGGCGGUUAAAAAGAAAAGAUGGCUUGAUGCGCAAAGGCCUCCUCCUACAAACCAUCCUCAUUCUCCAAAUUCAUCUACAGGGAGGUCAUAAAAGAGAGUCUCAGUCCUCAGGGUAAAUUGAACUGUGGUCAAUACAAAAGCAAAGGGGGAAUGCACCACCUUUGUGCUAUUGAUUCUGCUUCAUGUUGGUGGCUGAUUCAGCCCUUGUAAAUUUGAGCAACCAAAGGGGACAUCCCAGCAGUUGGAGGUGGCUGGAAUACAGCUACACUCCAGUAAUCCACCAUUUAGCUUGGUCACAUUCAGAUAAUGGGAGUGGGGGGCAAGGCAAGUGAUACAGAACUGCUUUGCUAGCUCUGCUUCCUGCGGAUUCCCCAGCUGAAUAAAAUGGUUGUGCCUCCUUUGGACCAGCAGUUCAAAGAGGUUGUAGCACAAGGGAGAGGAAGGUCGCUGAAGUUUUUACAUCCUGAUUGAGCAUCUUUUUACAAGAUAUAUUCUAGUUCAGCCAGAAGCCAUCAGCUUGAUGCAUGCAGAAAUUACUGAGGGGAAUUUUUUUCAGGGUAUCAGAGUAGUUGAUUAUAAUUGUUUCUUUUAGCCUCAAAGUUUAAGAGUCAGGAAGACUUUGCUGUCAGUUUGACUAAUGUAAAAUGUUAGGGGAAAAAGAGCAAGGACAGUCAACCGGAAUCAGUUGUUUAAUGGGACCCUGGCUUAGACAUAGUCAUUUAAUGUAUUCAGACAGAAAUACAGAUGACUUGCAUGCCAAGGUGAACUAAAAAAAAUCAAUCUUUAUUUUUCAAAAGAGCAUUCCCAUUCAGAAUAAUUGUUCUAAUGGUCACUUUUGCAGGGUGCAAAAAGAGAUUGAAAGGUAGACAGCAAAGAGUUUGUGUGGGACGUCUCCCUUAGGAUAGUUGAACUGCAUGGGCAAGACUGGAGAGCAGGUACAGGGUGACAGCAACAGAAUUUCGACUAGGCGCAGACAUUCAAAAACCUGGAGCCUGAAUUGAUUCAAUCUUUGCAGGUUAGUCUAACCUGGCUAGAUUGAACCAGUUUGUGACUGAAAAGAUAUUCCCUCUGGAUUGAGGAAAUGCAGGCACAUGCCUGAAGUCACUCAGGGCACGAGCUGGAGGGCGCAAGAGCAGCGUUUCCCAAGCGGUGUAAUGCGGCAUGUGCUGUCAGGCAAGUCCAGGUGUGCCGCAGCAUUUGGGGCUGAAGCCACGCCCCCUGCCUGUCUAGAGCUAUUCCCCCCCCUCCCCCGCCUGCUGCUGCUGUGGACAUGGACAGACUGGGAGCAUAGCUCCAGCCCAGAAUGCCAUCUGGGUGGCCGUGUGUCACCCACAUGUCGCUGUCUGGCUGGCUGCACGCCACGCCCCCACUGUUGGUGUCUGGAUGGCUGUGCAUUUCCCCCUCCUGGUCCGUGUCUGGCUGGCUACGUGCCCUCUCCCCACUCUGUGUCCGGUGUGCCACGGUGCUUUUUUAUUUAGGUAAGUGUGCCGUGGGGCAUAAAAGGUUGGGAAACACUGCACUAGAGUGCAUCCUUGGCUUCAGGGAAGGUGUGCUGGAGGGGCGUGGCCAGCCCUGGUAGUAGGCUGGAGUGAACUGGCCAGGGAGGGGAUUUACUUCAUAGUAUCAUAGUAGCUAGGGUCAGGAGGGACCUGAACAGAUCAUCUAGCCUGACCCCCUGCCACAGGCAGGAAUGAAUGCUGGGUUCACAAGACCCCAGACAGAUGAUCAUCCAACCUCCUCUUGAAUAUGCCCAAGGUAGGGGUGAGGACCACCUCCCUGGGAAGUUGAUUCCAGAUUUUGGCCACCCUAACUGUAAAAUAUUGCCUUCUGAUCUCCAACCUAAACCUGUUCUCCAUCAGCUUAUGACCAUUGUUCCUUGUCACCCCGGGUGGUGCUGGGGAGAAAAGAGCUCUGCCUGUUCGCUGUUGAUCUCCCCUGAUGAGCUUGUAGGCAGCCACCAGGUCCCCCUUCAGCCUCCUCUUGCUGAGGCUGAACAGGUUCAGGUCCUUCAGUCUCUCCUCGUAGGGCCUGUCCUGCUGCCCUCUCACCAAGCGGGUGGCCCUCCUCUGAACCCUCUCCAGGCUGGCCACAUCCCUUUUGAAGUGCGGUGCCCAGUACUGGACAAAGUACUCCAACUGCAGGCUGACCAAAGUCACAUAGAGGGGGAGUAUCACCUCUCUGGACUGGCUUGAGAUGCACCUUUGGAUGCAUGACAAGGUAUGGCUGGCACCUUUGGAUGCAUGACAAGGUAUGGCUAGCCUUGCUGGCUGCGGUUUGGCAUUGGCAGCUCAUGUUCAUCUUGGAGUCAAUAAUGACUCCGAGAUCCCUUUCCGCCUCUGUGCUUUCAAGAAGGGAACUCCCCAGCCUGUAUGUAUGCUGUGGAUUCCUUUUCCCAAGGUGCAGCACCCUGCAUUUGUCUAUGUUGAACCCCAUCCUAUUCUUGUCUGCCCACUUUGGUAGUCUGUCUAAAUCUGUUUGCAGCCUCUCUCUCCCUUCAAGCGUGUCCACCUUGCCCCACAUCUUAGUGUCAUCAGCAAACUUGGACAGCGUGCUUUCCACCCCCUCGUCCAAGUCGCUGAUGAAGAUGUUAAACAGUGCGGGCCCGAGGACCGAGCCCUGGGGUGUACCCCACUGCUCACGUCUCACCAGGUUGAGUACAACUCGUCCACCACUACUCUCUGGGUGCGCUCCAUCAGCCAAUUUUUUACCCAUCUAACUGUGCAGGCAUCAAUGCCGCAGUCACUUAAUUUAUUAAUGAGGAUGGGGUGAGAGACAGUGUCAAAGGCCUUCUUAAAGUCUAGAAAGACUAUGUCCACAGUAACACCAUCAUCCAAGAAUUUAGUUACUUGGUCGUAAAAGGCAAUCAGGUUGGUCUGGCAGGAUCUGCCUUUGGUGAAGCCAUGCUGAUUGCCCCUGAGCAUGAUCUCCCCUGCAGGCCCCCCACAGAUAUGCUCCUUGAUGAUCCUCUCCAAGAUCUUCCCGAGCACCAAGGUGAGGUUUACAGGCCUAUAAUUACUUGGGUCCUCCUUCCUCCCCUUCUUAAAAAUUGGGACCACAUUAGCCAGUUUCCAAUCCCCCGGCACCUGGCCAGAUGAUCACGAAUGCUCUUACAGCCGGGCCAAAGGCUCCGCGAUGACCCCUGCCAGCUCUCUCAACACCCUUGGGUGGAGGGCAUCUGGACCUGCAGAUUUAAAAAUGUCUAGCCCUUCCAGAAGAUCCCUAACUACAUCUGCACUGACUGAAGACUUGAUAGAGCUAUCCCCAAGAUUGUCCCUACCUCUGGUAGGUGGGAUAUCCUGGUCCCUGUUUAGGAAAACAGAGGCAAAGAAACUGUUAAAAGUAUCAGCUUUCUUGUCUGGCUUCCUCCCUUUUAUUGUCUGGCUUCCUCCCUUUCUUAUCUGGCUUCCUCCCUCCCUGUGCCACGGACCCAAGCUGGGGUCUGUUGGGUGCUCCCCCCUCACUGCCACAGCAGUAGGGACGCAGCCAGAUGCCAUCCGGCAUGGCCUCCUGAGGCAGAGAGGGCAGGGAAGGGGGUUAUUCCUCCCUCUACCCCCUCUGUCCUCAGGGGACUGCAACAGGGUCUGCCUGUCCCGGCUGCCACAGCUGCUGCUCGCUCCCUGCACUGGGUGAGUGGCGAGAUAAGCUUCCUCUUGCCCCACUCCACGCCAGAUGGAGGGGGGAAUAAUCACCAUUCCUGCCCCCUGCCUAAGGGGCCAUGCUAGCCGGACUCUGGUUGCGUCCCUGCCGCUGGAGCAGUGAGGGGGGAGUGACCAUGUUGGGGGCAGCAGCCCUUGUCCUGUUGUCUGGGGAAUGCGAACCUCUUCCUGAUGGGGGGGACCAUGGGUGGGGGGGCCAGAGCUGCCGCUGAUUAUGCAGGGUGAAUGGUGGUACCUGGGCUUGGAGGUGGCCAUAGCUCCCCAAACUCCUCUAGCACCACUGCUACUGCUUGCCCUUCACAGUCCUCAGCAGCUUUCCCUGACCCACAGUGCGGCCCCCCAACCAGGAAGAGGCUUGCACUCUGGGACACUGUGACAGGGGCUGCUGCCCCCAACAUGGUUGCUCACCCCUUGCUGCUCCAGUGGCAGGGGCAGGGCAUGGCCAGAGCCUGGCCAGCAUGGCCUCUUAGGCGGGGAGGCAGGAAGGGGGUUAUUCCCCACCGGGAAGAGGCUUGUGCUCCCUGGACACCAUGCCAGGGGCUGCUGCCACCAUCAGGGGCCCUGCUCCCUUGCUGCUCCAGUGGUAAGGCAGAGGUGCGACCAGAGCCCAGCCGGCAGGGCCCCUUAGGUUGCGGGGGCAGGCAUCUGGCGAAGGGGGCAAGAGGGGGCUUAUCCUGCCUCUUGCUCCCUGCAAGGAGUUAGUGGUGGUGGCGGUCAGGGUGGGCAGACCCCACUGUGAUCCCCUGAGGGCGGAGAGGGAAAUAACCGUCCUCCCUGCCUAAGGGGCCCAUGGUGGCCAGUGUUUGGCUGCACCCCUGCCACUGUUGCAGCAAGGGAGGAGCACCCGGCAGCCCCUGGUUCGGGUCCGUGGGACAGGGAGGGUGGAAUUCAACCCAGAUCACUCCAGGCUACUGCUGGAGCUGGCCGUGCCCCUGUUGCUGAAGCAGCCAGCAGAGAAAUGUAGGUCCGUGGUGGUGGGACGGGGAGAGGGAGCGGGGAAAUUAACCUCUUCCCUGCUCCCUUCCAGGGUCAGCGUUUGGCCAGGUCCCUGCCCUUACUCCGGCCAGGGACCAGAGGGGUGGGGCCAGCCCUGUUCCACUGGAGCAGAGAGGCCAGCCCAGGGGGGGAUGCUGGGAGACUCUGGUUUAACUUAAACCAGGAAGGGGUCUGCAUAAACCAGUUUGAGCUCAAUCAUUUAAGCUUGAUAUUACAUUCAGCCAGGUUUAUCUCAAACUGGUUUUGGCCAUUUUGAAACUGGUUUAUGUGCACUGAACAUAUGUUCUGUUUCAGGUCUAAACCAGUUUCUGAUCACUUAAACCAGUUUAUGUGUACCCCCUCCUCUGCAACAGUUGGACCUUCACUUCAGGAGGAUUCUUCAGUAAUGGAUGACCCCGCUCCACCUGAAGAGGACCCCCGCAAUGAGACUAUAUGAACCGAGACACUUUUCUUCAAACCACUUCUUCCACCAUUGCGGACCACCAUAACGGGUUUAAGAAAAGAAACAAUUUGAACAAAACCUGAGUUUACAAUGAAGUCAACCCAGACACCGAGUCUCCGGCGGUCACAAAAUGAUUCUGUAUAUAACAUGAGUCAUUCCAAAGGAAUACCCGAGUUACCACCCUUGCCACCUUCUGUAUCAUCAGGACCUUCAGAAUUGUAUCAGCUUGUCCUGCAGAACAGCUGUUAUCCUCCUUUAAUGCAAAGAGUGUCAUGGACUUUGGCAGUUCCAUUUAAAGAACAACGCUAUCACCGAAGUCCGAGUGACUCCAUAGCUAAUAAUUAUACUCUUGCUUCACGGGAUCUAAAACUGAGUGGCCUGCGCAAGAUGGUUUCCCCUUCAGUGGCAAGAGCAACAUUUGACUCGGCAAAGCAGAGGAAAGUUUCACCGUCUUCAAAAGAACAUGAACCUUCUGAGAAAAGGCUCAAACUUGCACGAAGAAAAUGUGACUCUUCCCGACAUAUACCAGAAAAGAGCACGAUACCUUAUUCAGACAGCCAUCCGUUGACUCCAGAAGAACAAUUUGUUGUCAUGCACUUACAUGAGGAGGAGAUAUUUAAGCAAGAAAAACUGCCUUCAAACAGUGAUAUCGAGAGAUAUUGUUAUUAUAUACAUAAUGGAGUACGGAAAGACAUGCUGGCACCUCAGGAUAAAGAGGUGAUGAACAUGAUUUUAAAACACAUUCCAGAUGACUUCCUUACCAAUCCAAACCUGGAGCAAUUGCUUCAGAGUUUACAAGAAGAGAUUCAAACAGACUAUCACUUGAGCCUCAUGAAAGCCAUUGUUGAUUACAUCUUGAUGGAUCCAGCUGAGAGAAAGAGACUCUUCAUUAGAAGUAUCCCACGCUCUUUUCCUCAGAGAAUAAUCCGAGCACCAGUCCCAUGGCAUAACACUUACCAAGAAAUGAAAGACUGGAAUGAAAGCCAUUUGUUCAUAGUGAAUCCCAUGAUGCAUACUUUGCAACAUCUCUGGUUUACUGAAUUUAGUGACCUAAGAUUUGUUCGUACAGAAGAAAUGCUUUUGGGUGAGCUGCCGCUGUUGCCCGAUGAAUUUGAAGAGUUAAUUCAAAGGCAUUGUAUGGAAGCUCGUGAUAUUCUUCAGAAGAAGUGGAUCCCAACCUGUGCAUCCCUCUUCAUUGAUCAGAAAGAGAAGUGGCUUCAUUUGGCACCUCAGAACGACUAUGAUUCCCCUCAACAAAUUGAAGAAUAUUUUGCUUCUGUAGCAAAUCUCAUGUCAUUACAACUACGUGAAAUGGUUGUUAACUCUUUAGAAGAUCUCCUUGCAUUUUUUAUGAUACACAAGGAUGGGAAUGACUUUAGAGAACCUUAUCAAGAAAUGCAGUUCUUUGUACAUCAAAUACUAAUCAUCAAACUCAAUGUGGAGGAACCGAAAAUUGUGUUUGAGCCACCUAUGAAAAAAUGUUGGGAUUUAAUCUACCGUUGCUUCAUGGAGAUCUUGCGGAGUUCAGAGGAACUUCCAAAGGUAGAAGUUCAAAUCUUUCCAGAAUUAAAAAGGGAUGACCACAUUCUUCGUACGGUCAGACCAGAGGAAUCUUUGGUUUCAGAAUAUGUGAAUAAAGCUGCAAGGAUAUUUGAGAACAACACAGUCGGUCCACAGAAGUACUUAAAUGUGUACAGGAAAUACAGUGAUCUUUUGAACAACAAGGCAGAGCAAGAGGUUACUAAUUUUUUGAAGGAAAGCCAUUCCUUAGAAGCUUUCACCAAGAAGAUUAACAGUUUAACAAAACUGAAAAAAGAAAUAGCCUCCAUGCAUAUCACUGUCCCUCUCGCCAUGUUCUGCCUGGAUGCUUUAAAGCUGAAUGAGGAACUUUGCAGUCGGGCCCAAAAUCUUAAAGAUAGGCUCAUUGAGUUUGAAGUGGAUGAAAACAGAGAAUUAAAUAAAAGCAUUUGCAAUCAGUACAAAAUAAUUGCAGACAAGGUGAAUGAAAUGCCUUUGAACACUGAGGAGCUGGUGGAGCUUACUGCCUACUUAAAAAAAGCCAGUGAAAUCACUGUUUUUAAACUGAGACGUGAGAUCUCUGAAGCAGCCUACAGACUGGAAUUCUUGAUGGAGUAUGCUGACCUUCCUUAUGAUGACUUAAAGCUGAAUAGUACUGUUUUCCACUGGCCAGAUGAGAUUGAGAUAAUCUUUGAAAAAAGCAGAAACCAGCUGUUUGUCAGGAGGGAUAUAGCAGAGACAGCUCUGAGUAAAAGGUGUUCCCGAUUUGAGGAAACUCUGAAAAAAUAUGAGAAAGAAGUAGAAAGUUACAAAAAACGUGAUGUCAUGAUUUUGGAAGAAAUGAAGAAUAAUGUUGAGAAAUUUAAUGAGCUGGAUAAGAAUUUGGAUGAUGCAAUGGUAGAAUUUGAGGCUAUUAAUAAAGAAGAGGAGUUACUGGAGCGUGAGAAGAGUCAGUUUCCUUUGCUGCAAGCUGUAAUUGUAAAUAAACAACCUUUUGAGCAACUUUGGAUAACAGCUUUUAAUUUCCAUACCAAGUCUGAGGAGUGGAUGAAUGGACCUCUUCAGAACUUGAAUGCUGAUGUUAUCACUGAGGAAGUUGGAAAUAUGUGGAGGACCAUGUACAAACUUUCUAAGACUUUUAUAGAUCUUCCUGGACCAAAGCGCUUAGCAGAAAAUAUGAAAUUUAAACUUGACAAGUUCAAGCAGCAUCUUCCUGUCCUGUCUAUUGCUUGCAAUCGAGGAAUGAAGGAGAGACACUGGGAACAGAUUAGUGAAAUAGUAGGAUGUGAGAUCAGACCUGAUGAAACUACUUCCCUAUUAAAUAUGUUGGAAUAUGGAUUAUCAAAAUACAUGGAGAAAUUGGAACCUAUAGGAGCAGCAGCUAGUAAAGAAUAUUCCCUAGAGAAAACCCUGGACAAGAUGAAAUUGGAAUGGGUCAAUAUGCAUUUCAUUUUUGUGAAGUACAGAGACACUAACACCAGCAUCCUGUCAGCAAUUGAUGACAUCCAGCUUUUGCUUGAUGAUCACAUUGUUAAGACACAGACAAUGUGUGGCUCUCCAUUCAUCAGACCAAUAGAAAGUGAAUGCCGGGCAUGGGAAGAGAAACUUGUUUUAAUGCAAGAUAUUUUAGAUAGCUGGUUAAAAUGUCAAGCAACGUGGCUUUACUUAGAACCAAUUUUUAGUUCAGAAGACAUUAUCGCUCAAAUGCCAGAAGAGGGCAGAAAGUUUGGCAUCGUAGACGCUUACUGGAAAGACAUCAUGACACAUGCAGUAAAGGACACCAGAGUACUUGUAGCAACUGAACAGCCUAAGAUGUUGGACAGGCUUCAGGAAGCAAAUAAUCUCUUAGAAGAUAUUCAGAAAGGGCUAAAUUCUUACUUGGAGAAGAAAAGAUUAUUUUUCCCAAGAUUCUUUUUCUUGUCUAACGAUGAGCUGCUUGAGAUUUUGUCAGAAACUAAAGAUCCCCUUCGAGUCCAGCCACACUUGAAGAAAUGUUUUGAGGGAAUUGCUAAGUUGGAGUUUACAGAAGACUUGGAGAUCACGGGCAUGAUCAGUUCAGAGAAAGAAACUGUUCCCUUCAUAGAAAAAAUUUACCCAGUGAAAGCAAAAGGCAUGGUAGAGAAAUGGCUUUUGCAAGUAGAGGAAAUGAUGCUGGGCAGUGUAAGACAAGUUAUUCAAGAUGGCAUUGCAGAAUAUGUUCAAAUUCCCCGAAAAAAGUGGGUACUUCACUGUCCUGGACAGGUGGUUAUCUGUGUUUCAUCUAUCUACUGGACAAAAGAAGUGUCUGAAGCUAUCAAAAGAGGAACAUUGCCUGAUUUUUUGGAGAAGAGCAACCACCAAAUUGGAGAAAUUGUUGAAUUAGUGAGAGGAAAGCUGUCCAGUGGCGCCCGUCUCACUCUGGGGGCUCUCACUGUCAUUGAUGUGCAUGCUCGUGAUGUGGUUGCAAAAUUGGCUGAGGACAAGGUCACAGAUCUGAAUGAUUUCCAGUGGAUUUCUCAGCUGAGAUAUUACUGGGAGGAGGGAGAAGUAGUGGUACGAAUGAUUACAACAGAAGCUGGAUAUGGCUAUGAAUACCUAGGCAAUUCUCUUCGCUUGGUUAUAACUCCGCUGACUGAUCGAUGCUAUAGAACAUUAAUGGGUGCUUUGAAAUUAAAUCUUGGUGGUGCUCCAGAAGGACCUGCAGGGACUGGCAAAACAGAGACAACAAAAGAUCUUGCAAAAGCACUAGCUAAACAGUGUGUUGUCUUUAACUGCUCUGAUGGUCUUGAUUAUAAAGCCAUGGGUAAGUUCUUUAAGGGACUGGCACAGUCUGGAGCUUGGGCCUGCUUUGAUGAGUUCAACAGGAUUGAGGUUGAAGUCUUGUCUGUCGUGGCACAACAGAUCCUCAGCAUACAACAGGCUAUUAUUCGAAAAUUGAAGACUUUCAUCUUUGAAGGCACAGAAUUGUCCCUUAAUCCAACCUGUGCUGUCUUCAUCACUAUGAAUCCUGGGUAUGCAGGACGGGCAGAGCUUCCUGAUAAUCUAAAGGCAUUGUUCCGAACAGUUGCUAUGAUGGUUCCAGAUUAUGCUUUGAUUGGUGAAAUUUCACUUUAUUCAAUGGGAUUUUUGGACUCUAGAAGCCUUGCCCAAAAAAUCGUUGCCACCUACCGUCUUUGCUCUGAGCAACUGUCAUCUCAGCAUCACUAUGACUAUGGAAUGCGUGCUGUUAAAUCUGUCCUGACAGCAGCUGGAAACUUAAAACUAAAGUACCCAGAAGAAAAUGAAAGUGUCUUAUUACUUCGUGCUUUGCUAGAUGUGAACUUAGCUAAAUUUUUGGCACAGGAUGUGCCUCUCUUUCAGGGUAUCAUAUCUGACCUCUUUCCUGGAGUGGUCCUUCCUACACCAGGCUAUGAACUGUUUGUUCAGGCACUGAAUGAAAAUAUAAAAAAAAUGAAUCUUCAACCAGUUCCUUGGUUUAUUGGAAAAAUUAUUCAGAUUUAUGAGAUGAUGCUGGUGCGCCAUGGAUACAUGAUUGUUGGUGAUGCUAUGGGUGGAAAGACCUGUGCCUUUAAAGUGCUAGCAGGAGCCCUUGGUGAUUUAUAUGCAGAUAAAUCCAUGGAUGAAUUUGCUGUUGAGUACAAAAUUAUUAACCCCAAAGCUAUUACUAUGGGACAACUCUAUGGGUGUUUUGACCCCGUGAGCCAUGAGUGGACAGAUGGAGUCCUUGCAAAUGCCUUCAGAGAACAAGCAUCUUCAACCUCUGAUGAACGCAAGUGGAUUAUAUUUGAUGGCCCAGUGGAUGCAGUUUGGAUAGAGAACAUGAAUACUGUGCUAGAUGAUAACAAGAAGCUGUGUUUAAUGAGUGGUGAAAUAAUUCAGAUGAAUUCCAAAAUGAGUUUAAUUUUUGAGCCAGCCGACUUAGAGGAGGCAUCUCCAGCAACUGUCAGCAGGUGUGGGAUGAUCUAUAUGGAUCCUCAGCAGCUAGGCUGGAAGCCUUUGAAGGAUUCCUACAUGGACACACUACCCCCAGACCUGCAACAGGAGCAUAGAGAACUGGUCAAUGACAUGUUUAUGUGGCUAGUUCAGCCUUGCUUGGACUUUAUUCACCUUCAGUGCAAAGUCUUAGUACAGACAUCCUCUAUUCAUCUAACCUAUAGCAUGAUGAGACUCUAUUCCUGUCUGCUUGAUGAAAUAAGGCAGUCGAAUACUGAGGAGGGUGAAACUAUGUCUAGUCAGCAGAUCAUCUUAUGGCUGCAGGGACUUUUCCUUUUUGCUUUGGUUUGGACAAUUGGUGGGACCAUCGAUGCAGACAGCAGAAAGAAAUUUGAUGUCUUUUAUCGCAACUUGUUAAUGGGAAUGGUUGAUGAGAACCCGCGCCCCAAAAGUGUGAAGCUCACCAAAAACAAUAUCUUUCCAGAAAGAGGGAGUGUGUACGACUUUUAUUUUCACAAGCAGGCCAGUGGGCAGUGGAACAUGUGGACUGAUUACAUCACUAAAGAAGAGCAAAUUAUACCUACUGGUGCAAAGGUAUCUGAUCUCAUAAUCCCAACCAUGGAAACUGCCAGGCAAACAUUUUUCUUAAAAACAUAUGUGGAACACAAUAUUCCUUUGCUGUUUGUGGGUUUCACUGGCACAGGAAAAUCAGCUAUUACCAACAGUUUUCUGCUAAAACUUCCGAAACAUCAGUACAUCCCAAACUCUAUCAACUUCUCUGCAAGAACUUCAGCUAACCAAACCCAGGAUAUUAUUAUGUCAAAGCUGGACAGGAGAAGAAAAGGAUUAUUUGGACCUCCAGUGGGAAAGAAAGCUAUAAUAUUUGUGGAUGAUCUAAAUAUGCCUGCAAAGGAAGUAUAUGGAGCCCAGCCACCCAUUGAGCUUCUUAGACAAUGGAUUGAUCAUGGCCAUUGGUAUGAUAAGAAGGAUACAUCUAGGCUUGAUAUCGUAGAUGUCCUGUUUGUUUCAGCAAUGGGUCCUCCUGGUGGAGGAAGAAAUGAUAUUACAGGACGUUUCACGCGACACUUGAAUAUUAUUUCCAUCAGUUCUUUUGAUGAUGACAUUUUAGCCAAGAUUUUCACUUCAGUUGUUGACUGGCACUUCAGUAAGGGCUUUGAGCCAGUAUUUUUAAGGCUUGGCAAGCUGCUGAUCCAAGCUACAAUGGCUAUUUAUAAAAUGGCUGUCGAGAAUUUUCUUCCAACGCCUUCCAAAUCCCAUUAUGUCUUUAAUCUGCGGGAUUUCUCCAGGGUUGUUAGAGGAGUGCUGCUGUGUCCACAUACCCACUUACAAGAUGGAGACAAACUGAUCAGGCUCUGGAUUCAUGAGGUUUAUCGAGUUUUCUAUGACCGUUUACUUGAUAAUGAGGACAGGCAGGUGUUCUUUAAGAUGGUAAAAGAAACAACAUCAAAUAGCUUCAAGCAGAGUGUUGAUAAGGUAUUGAGUCAUCUGUCACCUACUGGCAAGAUCACUGAUGAUAAUAUACGCAGUCUCUUUUUUGGAGACUACUUAAAACCAGAUAGUGAUGUAAAAGCCUAUGAUGAAAUCACGGACUUAAAACAACUGACAGGUGUGAUGGAAUAUUACCUUGAAGAGUACAACAAUAUUAGCAAGGCACCAAUGUCCUUAGUCAUGUUCCAGUUUGCUAUUGAACAUAUUUCAAGGAUCUGCAGAGUGUUAAAGCAGGACAAUGGUCACUUGUUACUGGUGGGGAUUGGUGGAAGCGGGCGACAAAGUGCUACCAAGUUGGCCACAUUCAUGAAUGCUUUUGAGCUCUUUCAGAUUGAAAUUACAAAGUCUUAUGCCACCAAUGAAUGGAAGGAGGAUGUGAAACGUGUUAUGCUGCAGGCUGGUGUCAGUGACAAAAAGGUGUGCUUUUUGUUCUGUGAUAAUCAAAUAAAAGAUGAGGCAUUUGUGGAGGACAUUAACAUGCUACUGAAUACAGGUGAUGUGCCUAACAUCUUUGCAGCUGAUGAGAAAGCUGAAAUUGUGGAGAAAAUGCAGGCUGCAGCAAGGACAGAAGGCAAGAAAAUUGAGGCAACUCCACUUGCCAUGUAUAACUUUUUUAUUGAAAAAGUGAAGAAAAAUUUGCACAUUGUCUUAGCAAUGAGUCCGAUUGGAGAUGCGUUCCGGAACCGAUUACGAAUGUUCCCAUCAUUGAUAAAUUGCUGCACCAUUGACUGGUUCCAAACUUGGCCCACAGAUGCUUUGGAAAUGGUUGCAAACAAGUUUCUGGAGGAUGUUGAACUUGAAGAUGAAGUGCGGAAAGAGGUUGUGCUGAUGUGCAAAUAUUUCCAAGAAAGUGUGAGAGAACUUUCAGUGAGCUAUUACAACACACUGCGAAGGCACAACUAUGUAACACCGACAUCUUAUCUGGAACUGAUUCUCACCUUUAAAUCACUGCUACACAGCAAAAGGCAAGAAGUUAAUACAAUGAGAAAUCGGUACCUUGUUGGCCUCCAAAAACUUGACUUUGCAUCUUCACAAGUUGCAGAAAUGCAGAAGGAACUGACUGCUCUUCAGCCUGAACUCAUUCAAACCUCUGCAGAAACAGAAAAAAUGAUGAUCCAGAUAGAAAAAGAAACAGUUGAAGUAGAUGCAAAGAAAGAGCUAGUGUCUGCCGAUGAAAAGGAAGCUAAUGAAGCUGCAGCUGUUGCUAAAGCUAUUAAGGAUGAGUGUGAAGGGGACCUUGCGGAGGCUAUGCCAGCUCUGGAGGCUGCACUUGCAGCUCUUGAUACCUUGAACCCCUCGGAUAUCUCACUUGUCAAAGCCAUGCAGAAUCCACCAGGCCCUGUCAAGCUUGUCAUGGAGAGCAUCUGUGUAAUGAAAGGAAUGAAACCAGAGAGGAAGCCUGAUCCAACUGGCAGUGGUAAAAUGAUAGAAGACUACUGGGGACCCUCUAGAAAGAUACUAGGAGACUUGAAAUUUCUCGAGAGCUUAAAGACAUAUGACAAGGAUAAUAUUCCUCCUGUUAUAAUGAAAAGAAUCAGAGAGAGAUUUAUUGAUCAUCCAGAUUUUCAGCCGGCAGUCAUAAAAAAUGUAUCAUCUGCCUGUGAAGGCUUAUGCAAGUGGGUCAGAGCCAUGGAGGUGUAUGACCGUGUAGCAAAAGUUGUUGCCCCAAAACGUGAACGUCUUAAGGAGGCAGAAGGUUUACUUGAAAUCCAAAUGCAGAAACUCAACAAAAAGCGUGCCGAGCUUAAGGAUGUAGUGGAUCGACUUCAGGCCCUGAAUGAUGAGUUUGAAAGCAUGAAUAACCGGAAGAAAGAAUUAGAAAACAACAUUGAAAUCUGUUCACAGAAGCUAGUGAGGGCUGAAAAAUUGAUUAGUGGUCUUGGAGGUGAGAAAGAUAGGUGGACAGAAGCUGCACGAUUGUUGGGAGUUAGAUAUACGGACCUUACUGGUGAUGUGUUGUUAUCAUCAGGAACAGUGGCUUAUUUGGGAGCCUUUACUGUAGAUUAUCGCCUUGAAUGUCAAAAGCAAUGGCAGGUUCUAUGCAAGCAGAAGAACAUACCAUGCUCCAAUGAUUUUAGCCUCAGUAAUACUUUAGGAGAGCCAGUCAAAAUCCGUGCCUGGCAGAUUGCUGGACUGCCAAUUGAUUCUUUUUCAGUUGAUAAUGGUAUAAUUGUUUCUAACUCCAGAAGAUGGGCUUUAAUGAUUGACCCUCAAAGGCAAGCCAACAAGUGGAUAAAAAAUAUGGAGAAAGCAAACAAGCUUUCAGUUAUCAAACUGUCUGACACAAAUUAUGUGAGGACCCUGGAAAAUGCCAUCCAGCUUGGAACACCUGUCUUACUUGAAAAUAUUGGAGAAGAACUGGAUGCUUUCAUAGAGCCUAUAUUGCUGAAGCUAACAUUCAAGCAACAGGGUGUAGAGUACAUGAGGCUAGGUGAAAAUAUAAUUGAAUACUCAAGAGAUUUCAGGUUUUAUAUAACAACUCGUUUAAGGAAUCCUCAUUAUCUUCCUGAAGUGGCUGUAAAAGUUUGUCUUCUCAACUUUAUGAUUACACCUUUAGGUCUCCAGGACCAACUUCUUGGAAUUGUAGCUGCAAAGGAAAAACCCGAGCUGGAAGAAAAGAAAAAUAAACUGAUUAUAGAAAGUGCAGCCAAUAAGAAACAACUGAAGGAGAUAGAAGAUAAAAUCCUAGAGGUCCUUUCCAAGUCUGAAGGAAACAUCUUAGAAGAUGAAACAGCAAUUAAUAUUUUGUCUUCCUCCAAAGAGUUAUCUGAAGAAAUCUCUGAAAAGCAGGAAAUUGCCUCUAUAACAGAAAUGGAAAUAGAUGCUACUCGGAUGGGUUAUAAGCCAGUAGCUAUUCAUUCAACAAUUAUCUUCUUUUGCAUUUCUGAUCUAGCAAACAUUGAACCAAUGUACCAAUAUUCAUUAAUUUGGUUCAUUAACUUGUAUGUACACUCUAUUGCAAAUAGCAAAAAGAGCGAUGACCUACCAGCAAGAAUUGAGAAUAUAAUUGAAUAUUUCACAGUGAGCAUUUAUAAUAAUGUCUGCCGUUCACUGUUUGAGAAGGAUAAAUUGCUCUUCUCCCUUCUUUUGACUAUAGGAAUAAUGAAAGGAAAAAAUCAGAUUGAUGAUGAGGUUUGGCGUUUCCUGUUGACAGGAGGUGUUGCUUUGGAUAAUCCUUAUGCUAACCCAGCGCCUGAGUGGUUGGCUGACAAAUCAUGGGCUGAGAUUGUACGUGCAUCUAGUGUGAAAAACCUUAAGGGACUAAUGGAUCAUGUAAAAGAUAAUCUUUCAAAAUGGAAAAUGAUUUAUGAUUCUGCAAAACCUCAAGAGGAGGCAUUUCCAGAUGUGUGGAAAACACUAAUAGGGCUAGAUCGUUUGGUUGUUCUCAGGUGUUUGAGACCUGAUAAAAUUGUUCCAGCAGUACAAGAGUUCAUCACAGAGAAUAUGGGAAGAACAUUUAUUGAGCCACCUACUUUUGACCUUGUUGGAAGUUAUAAUGAUUCUAAUUGCUGUGCACCUUUGAUUUUUGUAUUAUCACCAGGUGCUGAUCCUAUGGCAGGUUUGUUAAAGUUUGCAGAUGACGUUGGCAUGGGUGAUACAAGCAUUCAGACUAUUUCACUUGGCCAGGGCCAAGGCCCAAUUGCAGCAAAAAUGAUAUAUCAAGCUAUUAUUGAUGGGACUUGGGUAGUGUUACAAAACUGCCACCUUGCAACCAGCUGGAUGCCUGCUUUAGAAAAAAUCUGUGAAGAAGUGAUAGUGCCUGAGAGUACCAAUGAUAAAUUCAGAAUAUGGUUAACUAGCUAUCCAUCAGAAAAGUUUCCUGUCAGUAUUCUCCAGAAUGGCAUCAAAAUGACCAACGAGCCUCCCAAAGGCGUUAGAGCAAACUUGCUCCGAUCAUACCUCAAUGAUCCAGUCUCUGAUCCUGCAUUCUUUAGUAGUUGCCAAAAGCAAGAAAUGUGGCAAAAACUCCUGUUCGGGCUUUGCUUUUUCCAUGCUUUGGUACAAGAAAGAAGAAACUUUGGCCCUUUGGGCUGGAAUAUUCCAUAUGAGUUUAAUGAAUCUGAUCUUAGAAUCAGUAUGCGACAGAUCCAGAUGUUUCUGAACGAAUAUGAAGAAAUCCCAUUUGAAGCUCUGACAUACCUAACAGGGGAAUGUAACUAUGGUGGGAGAGUAACAGAUGACAAAGACCGGCGUCUUCUCUUGUCACUUCUUUCCAUUGUCUAUACUAAGGAUAUAGAACAGGACAAAUACCAACUUUCACCUGGGGAGGAGUACUACAUACCAAUCCAUGGGCCAUACCAGUCUUAUAUUGAAUACAUAAGAACAUUACCAAUUACAACACAUCCUGAAGUGUUUGGGCUUCAUGAGAAUGCAGACAUCACUAAGGACAACCAAGAGACCAACCAGCUUUUCAGUGGAGUUUUGUUGACUCUGCCUAGAGAAGCAGGGGGAGGUGGCAAGUCCCCACAGGAAACCGUUGAAGACUUGGCACAAGACAUCCUAUCCAAAUUACCAAAUGACUUCAACCUGGAAGAGGUAAUGAAGAAAUACCCUGUGCUUUAUAAGGAAUCCAUGAACACAGUUCUUAGGCAAGAACUAAUUAGGUUCAACAGGCUGACAGAAGUUGUUCGAAGUAGCCUUGUCAAUUUAGGCAGAGCCAUCAAAGGCCAAGUGUUGAUGUCAUCUGAACUGGAGGAUGUUUUCAACAGCAUGCUUUUAGGCAAAGUACCAACCAUGUGGGCAGCCAAAUCUUAUCCCUCCCUAAAGCCACUGGGCAGCUACAUGUCUGAUCUUCUUGCACGCUUGGCCUUCUUCCAGGAGUGGAUCAGCAAGGGACCACCCAAUGUAUUCUGGAUAUCAGGAUUCUACUUUACUCAGUCCUUCCUGACUGGUGUUUCACAGAACUACGCUAGGAAAUACACCAUCCCAAUUGAUUACAUUGGAUUUGAAUUUGAGGUGACAAAAGAAGAACACACCAUGGAAAAAAUGCCAGAAGAUGGGGCAUAUGUGAAAGGACUUUUCUUGGAAGGUGCACGAUGGAACAGAGAAACCAUGCAGAUUGGAGAAUCAUUUCCCAAAAUCCUUUAUGAUUCUUUGCCCAUAAUUUGGCUGAAACCUGGAGAAAGUUCUAAAUUUCUACAUGACAAUAUUUAUUUGUGCCCUGUUUACAAGACAAGUGCAAGAAGAGGUGUCUUGUCUACUACAGGGCACUCAACUAACUAUGUUCUCUCAAUAGAGCUUCCUUCAGAUAAGCCCCAGAAACACUGGAUAAACCGAGGUGUGGCAGCCCUGUGUCAGUUAGAUGACUAAAAUGUAUGCAAGUCACAACACCCAAAUUCUGUAAUUAAAAGGCAUGCUUACUCUC
This is a messenger RNA of Alligator mississippiensis (American alligator), 20527 nucleotides long. RefSeq names its product dynein axonemal heavy chain 3 (gene DNAH3). NCBI's taxonomy places the organism in Eukaryota, Metazoa, Chordata, Crocodylia, Alligatoridae. Gene Ontology annotation, cellular component: dynein complex. The record is from RefSeq and is a predicted model, not a curated record. Gene Ontology annotation, molecular function: dynein light intermediate chain binding; ATP binding; dynein intermediate chain binding. The transcript has 62 exons. Bases 8314 to 20472 code for a protein of 4052 amino acids. Gene Ontology annotation, biological process: microtubule-based movement.